CAGUUGUUCAUAAGUGGGUGGGUGCUGCACGUCUUGGUUUUUUCACAUUCUCACGCUCUGUUAUUCCUCAGAACCGAGCAGCUGCCGCGUUACGCGCAACUCCAAACGCUCGUGUUGUGAUUUUUUACGUUCUGAAUCGUUCCGAGCCCGAAUCGAAAUGCAGAACCUUUAGAUUUUCAGACAGUCACGUGAAAAAAACACACGGACGGUUGGCGUUUCUCAGUUUCUCAGCAGUUGGAUACAUUUGUGACCACUUGCGUGCCAAGACACCCGACUGAACGCAAAUGAUUUUUUAUUUGAGGAACUGUGUGCGGUAGAUGAAAGGCGCGGACGACGCGCUGGCUCUUUGAUAUCAACGGAUGCGCUACAAGAACGUCGAUUUGGUGGAAAACUAAAGCAACUUUUUAAUCGCGUCCGAAUCAAUCAAUCUGGCGAUUGAUGGAGAGUCACAGGCCUGGGAUUUUAACUCGAACCUUUUAAAUAUUUAUAUAUUUUGCGCAUUUAUAACACGUUCGUUCGUCAGUGCGCUGUCUAUACGAUUCUGUGUUUUGGGACCCACCGAGCUGAAGUCACAAUCCUUGGCGUUUCGUGUGGAAAGCACAAGUUUGCGGUGCGCACGGUUCGAUCAUGGGGUGCACGGUGAGCGCGGAAGACAAGGCGGCCGCCGAGAGAUCAAAGAUGAUCGACAAGAACCUGCGCGAGGAUGGAGAGAAGGCGGCGCGGGAGGUGAAGCUGCUGCUGCUCGGUGCAGGUGAAUCAGGAAAAAGCACUAUUGUGAAACAGAUGAAGAUCAUUCAUGAAGAUGGCUACUCAGAAGAUGAAUGCAAGCAAUAUAGAGCCGUGGUCUACAGCAACACCAUCCAGUCAAUAAUGGCCAUUAUUAAAGCCAUGAGUAACCUCAAGAUAGAGUACGGAGAUCCUGGAAGAGUGGAUGAUGCUCGGCAGCUAUUUGCGUUGUCUGCAACAGCAGAAGAGCAGGGGAUCUUGACAGAUGAUCUGGCCAAUGUGAUCCACAGGCUAUGGGCUGAUGGAGGAGUGCAGGGCUGCUUCGCUCGCUCCAGAGAGUAUCAGCUCAAUGACUCUGCUGCCUAUUAUCUGAAUGAUAUGGACCGGAUAGCACGCCCCGACUACGUUCCCACCCAGCAGGAUGUUCUGAGGACAAGAGUAAAGACGACUGGGAUUGUGGAGACGCAUUUCACUUUUAAAGAUCUGCACUUCAAGAUGUUUGAUGUGGGAGGUCAGAGAUCCGAAAGGAAGAAAUGGAUCCAUUGUUUCGAGGGAGUCACAGCUAUAAUCUUUUGCGUGGCUUUAAGUGCAUAUGACCUGGUGCUAGCAGAAGAUGAGGAGAUGAAUCGCAUGCACGAGAGCAUGAAACUGUUUGACUCCAUCUGUAACAACAAAUGGUUCACUGAGACCUCCAUCAUCUUGUUCCUCAACAAGAAGGAUCUGUUUGAAGAGAAGAUCACGCACAGCCCUCUCACCAUCUGCUUUCCUGAAUACCCGGGAGCCAACAAAUACGACGAGGCUGCCAGUUACAUCCAGACCAAGUUUGAAGAUCUCAACAAGAAGAAGGACACAAAAGAAAUUUACACCCACUUCACCUGUGCUACUGACACCAAGAACGUGCAGUUUGUGUUCGACGCCGUCACAGAUGUCAUCAUCAAAAACAACCUGAAGGACUGCGGCCUUUUUUAAUGACGGCGGCCCUAAUGACAAGGAAGGCAUAAACUACGUGGUGGACCCGAUCAUGGAUUCUACACACUGCCUUCAACCUACUUAUAUGAAUCAAUGUUUUUAAUGUCAUAAAGGACUUUAAGAGAAACUUCCCAGAAUUUCCGUAAUCCCUGAAUUCCCGCACACCACCGUUCUUUCCUGAACCUAAUUUUAAAUCGGUUCUCAAUUUGUAAAUAUUUAAUUUUGGAGUUAUUUUCUGCCAAAAAGAAAAAUGAAAUGGAAAUGAGAGUCAGGAUUAUAUUCUGAUUGGUUUCUAUUGAUAUUGGUUUUAGUUUUUGACAUGUUAAAAAUCUUGGCUAUAAAUGGUCACUUCUUGUAUGGAUGUGCUCAUUUUAUUCAACUCAGUGGUACGAUGUUUAGUUAAUGUGAGCACAGGAGGCAAAUGCAACUUCACUUUUGUAAAACGUCAGCACCAGGCUCAAACUGUGUAUUGUUGCAUGACGAGCUAUGUAAAAUGAUUCGCUCGCUCCCAAUCACAGUGUAACUCUCUCACCCACUGAAACGUCUUGAGAUUCUAUUAGCUUGACUUUGACACUGUCUUAACAUGUAAAAUAUUUAUAUCCAUACACACAUUUCUUGUUCCAGUUGCUGUAUCAACUCUUUAUUUUGUGGAUUGUCUGUGCCUUGUUUUCACUGUCUGUAGAUUAUAGGGCUGUUUUUAUUCAUUCUAUCAAAUGAAGUGUCUGGCACAUUUUAAGAGCUGAAUAAAACUUAAGACUACAA
Messenger RNA from Misgurnus anguillicaudatus (oriental weatherfish), 2457 nucleotides. The record is from RefSeq and is a predicted model, not a curated record. Lineage: Eukaryota; Metazoa; Chordata; Actinopteri; Cypriniformes; Cobitidae.